This is a messenger RNA of Cladophialophora psammophila CBS 110553, 5931 nucleotides long. Its product is annotated as AGC protein kinase. Gene Ontology annotation, molecular function: ATP binding; protein serine/threonine kinase activity. Gene Ontology annotation, biological process: phosphorelay signal transduction system; peptidyl-serine phosphorylation. The record is from RefSeq and is a predicted model, not a curated record. Bases 1 to 5931 code for a protein of 1976 amino acids. Gene Ontology annotation, cellular component: cytoplasm; nucleus. The transcript has a single exon. NCBI's taxonomy places the organism in Eukaryota, Fungi, Ascomycota, Eurotiomycetes, Chaetothyriales, Herpotrichiellaceae.
AUGGCCCAGGAUGGAUCCGAACCACAGUAUUUGGAGCCACCGGUCAUUACGGCCAUCAAGAACGAUGCGGGUUAUGGAAGCGAAUUAACUCGCCAUGCCAUGGAGAGAUCAUUCAGCCAGGACAUCCAAGAAGGAACUCAAGAGCUGAAGGAGGCGGCCGAACAAACCCGGAACAUCAUCCUUGAUCUCAGUCUAGAUGGCCAUAUUCGCUGGGUCAGCCCCUCUUGGACCGAUGUUGUUGGGACUGAUCUCGAGCAUGUUCGAGGUCACAAGAUCUCGGAGUUCAUCAGCGACAAUCCAGAUGUCUUCGAGUCGGCCAUUGAGGCCCUGAAGUCAAACGAUUCCAAAAGUCAAAUAGUCAAGUUUGCUGUCAAGGUUGGCCCUUCCUCUGACAUGGGGACUAUGCUACAGACCGAGGACGGUCAAGAACCAAGUGAGGAUAAUGUCGACACUGACGAGAGUGGAAAUGCAGUUCUCGAAUUGGAGGGCCAAGGAAUCAUGGUCUACGACAGGACGUCUGGAGGAGAGUCGCACACCAUGUGGAUGUUACAACCUGCUCAGGAGCCCAUUCGCAUCGAGAUUGCCCUCCCUCAAGCACUCGUUGAAACUCUUGGAGUUGGCGCGGAGAUUCUGGCAAAAUACCUUACUGAGCUCGCAGAGUUCGGGGCUAACGACCCAGAGAAUCACCCUCCUCCUCUUCCUAUUCUUUGCCGGGUGUGCGAGCGGUCCAUCGUACCUUGGUGGUUCGAGAAACAUUCAGAUCUCUGUGUACAAGAACACAAGGCCGAAAUGGAUGUGCAAAUGGUUCAGGAAAAUCUCUCGGAACACAGGCACGCAAUUGUCAAAGUGCUCGACGCUUUCGAAGCUCGUCAAGGGCGAGGCUCAGGCGGCGAAAAUCCUCCUGCUUCAGUUCCCGAGUACAAGGGCAUGCCGAUCGGUCCAUCGCCGACCUCUUCAACCGGCGUCUCUUCAGCUUCAGGGUCUCAUAGUGCCAGUCCGGUGAGGUCACGGAGUCCAUCCACAGCCGGCCUAGGUCAUGCUCGGGCUCGUUCCUUCGUCGUCCGGCGCCCUCUAGUUCGGAUUGUGGAACUGAUUCUGGACCUGUGCGACACGGCCAUGGAAAUCAACGUACCCUCAAUCAAAGACAGCAAAAGCUCGGCGGAAGAUGACUUUAAAUCGCAGUCCCCGCAGUCGGAGUCUAGAAUUUCCCAAAUCAUCCAAUGGCAACCUCCAAGCAGUCUGGACAACGAGCCUGGCUUAGCCACCUUGAGCGCAGAUACCGAAAAACUGGCUCGUGCAAAAGUGGAUGCCGUCCACCGAUAUCAGAAUGUUUUGGAAUACUCAGAGCGGAUUCGCCAAGAAUACAUGGCUGAGGUCGAUGCAUGUAUCAAUGAAGCUUUGAUCAAAGCUGAGCGGGCUGCGGCAGGCGAGGCAUUGUCUUCCAGUGAAAGUGAGUCUGAAGAAGAGCCUAUGCUAGAGGGCAUUCUGGAAAGCCCAGGAGAAGAUCCGGAGCCCACUCCACAACCGCUUCCCGUGGAGCACCUCGAGCCCGAAGCCAGUCGGAGCACAUCAUAUGUCGGACUGAGAUCGAUGGCUUCUGCUCUCAGAAAUCCCCGGGACUUGCCCCAGAUCACGAUGGGAGCUGACAAGAGACGAUCGUCAUCUCAAGCAGUUUCGACAGGCUCCAGCAGCCCAAUCGAAUGUCCCACCCCAAAGUCUCACCGGAGCAAUCUCGUCUCUCAACCUCAACCAGUGUCGAACAGACGGUCGAUGUAUAUUGAAGAUGCCAACGAUAGUGAUAGCAGUCUGCCACCCCCCUCUAUGUUGUCGGGCAACUGGCGAGCUGACUCUCCAGCCUCUGCAUCUGAACACGGUCGUACCGCACAAUCACGGGACCGAAAGAGACGAAGCAUGCAUCUGCAUGGCCUUAAUUCGGCCUCGCCCCAUCGCCAGCAGUCACCAGGAAGAUACCCGCCCCCCCCGCCGUCGCCACUGAGAAUGACCAAAUCUAGAAUUCCCAGUGGAGAAAUAGCCCAGUCGCCUGUCGUGUCGCCAUUAUUGACGGCAGGUGAAUUUGUACCUCCAGGCAAUGCUCCGACCUUGCAUAGGAGGCAGUCGUCGAUGCAUUCGUCUGACCUGAAGACUCCGUCUUCCCCUCGGUUGAAUUCUAUUUCUCAUCCACAACAACGGGCACAGGCCCCUUCGAUAAAGGACUUUGAGAUCAUCAAGCCGAUCAGCAGAGGUGCCUUUGGGAGCGUGUAUCUGGCAAAAAAGAAAAUCACUGGCGAAUACUUUGCAAUCAAAGUUCUCCGCAAAUCUGACAUGAUUGCAAAGAAUCAAGUCACGAAUGUCAAGGCUGAACGCGCCAUCAUGAUGUGGCAGGGGGAGAGCGAUUUUGUUGCCAAGCUGUACUGGACAUUCUCCAGCAAGGAUUACCUUUACCUCGUCAUGGAGUAUCUGAAUGGAGGUGAUUGCGCGUCCCUUGUGAAAAUCCUCGGAGGAUUGAGUGAAGACUGGGCCAAAAAGUACAUCGCCGAAGUCGUUCUGGGUGUGGAACAUUUGCACUCUCGAGGGAUUGUCCAUCGCGACUUGAAACCGGAUAAUCUUCUGAUCGACUCCAAAGGCCACCUGAAGCUUACCGACUUCGGACUGUCUCGUAUGGGCCUUGUUGGUCGGCAGAAACGUGCACUCAAGCAGCCUGAUGAGGCUGUGCCCGACCUUUUGAAGCAAGGCCCUUUCACCCAAAACGGUUCAGGGUCAAAUCCGGCCUCGAGAUCAACCUCUUUCGACUACCAGGGCCCCCACUCGCCAGCACCAACCCCUCUCAUGACUCCUGCUUUCACAGGGGGUCUUGAUCAACCUUCCUACUUUAGUCUGAACCGGGAAAGCUCUUUAAGCCGAGAAACAUCACUAAGGAACUCCGGCUAUCGGAGUGAUAGCGGCAGCGGCUCAAGCUUCGAUCUCCAUCAACUCUUCAAAAAGCUCGGAGUGCAAGAAGACACCGAUUCCACCCCUCAGAUCUUUCCCCGCAAGAUUGAAGAAGAGGCAUACAGUCAGGGUAGUGCAUCACCCGAUUUGUUCCCUCUAUCACAGUCGAUGAGUAAUAUCUCUCAAGCGGCUCCCGUUCCUGUAGCUUCUCAGAUGUUAGCUCCCCCACUAUUUGAGCCUGAAGAGAGCGAUCGCCGUUUUGUGGGUACUCCAGAUUACCUAGCACCCGAAACUAUUAACGGCACCGUGCAAGAUGAAAUGUGUGACUGGUGGUCUUUGGGUUGUAUCAUGUUCGAAUUCCUCUAUGGAUUCCCACCUUUUAACGCAGAGACGCCAGAGAAGGUGUUUGACAAUAUUUUGAAUCGGAGAAUUGCCUGGCCCGAGGAUGACGAGAUUGAAGUCGGCCAGGAGGCGAGAGACCUCAUUGACAAGCUCAUCCAACUAGAUCCGAGAGAAAGGCUGGGUGCAAACAAGGACGAGAAGUACCCGAGUGGUGGCGCUGAGAUUCAAGCUCAUCCCUGGUUUGCUGACAUUCACUGGGACACCCUCUUGGAAGAUGAAGCUCAAUUUAUUCCGAACCCCGAGCACCCAGAAGACACCGAGUACUUUGACUCGCGCGGAGCCACCUUGUCAUCCUUCCCCGAAGAACUGGAAGACCAAAUCUCGCCAUCAGGCACAACCCCAAAUGGUUCCGAAUAUCCCAAUCGUCCUCACGAUGCACUUUUUCGAGCCAGAACGCAAGCAACUUCUGCUAAGCGUGGCCUCAUGCCUCUCCACAUUCCUCCCCAUGUGGUGCGCGAUUCCCGCAGUCGGAGACUAAGCGAACCCGUCAUCGCUGAUGAUUUUGGGAAUUUCACUUUCAAGAACUUACCGGUGUUGGAGAAGGCCAACAAAGACAUAGUCGAGAGAAUGAGGAAAGAAGCGAUGCAAGCUCAAGCUAGAGGCUAUGCUCAUUCGCAAGCUAUGUCCGCUUCCAACAGUCCAGCGCUGGGGUCUCCCGGACCUUCGCUUGAGGGCAGCCCUAUGAUGCCGAUGCCUGUUAAGCGGGCGCUAUCUAUCAGCAAGGGCCACAGACCAGGUUCUCCGUCGAGUCUGGCUACGUCCAACUCAUCACCUAGCAGGCCUUCUCAACCUUCUUCGCCCCUCUUAGUUCAAUUCUCCACUGCACAGCAUCACGAUAGACGAAAGACUUCUGGGUCUUCCCAAGGAAGUAGUUCUCUUGCUCCGAGCAGCUUCUUCGAUAUCCCCCAUGACGCUAUCAAACAUGCACAAACAGCCGCGUCAUCUCCCAUCAAACCUGCUCGGAUGCCAUCAGUUUCACCCGCAAAAGCAAUGCCUCCACCACGGGCUUCAACAGUCAAUGGGCGAACCAGAUCGCAGACUGUCGGUUCGCAGGAAAGCGAUGGGCAAGCUACCCAGCGGGAAAGUUUUGUACCUGGUCAUCAUAAGCGCAAGAGCCAGCUUCUUGUCCGAGACGUCUCGCCGUCUUCUUCGGACAACGAGUCGGCACAAGCGAAAGCGCUACUCAAGGUACAACGUCGGCGGCAGAGCUCGAGAAGACUCUCGCAGAUCAAUUUUCUUGAGGGCCCUACAUAUCGCCCUCUGGAUGUCUUGAUCUGCGAGGAUCACCCAGUGUCCAGAAUGGUGAUGGAGAGGCUCUUUGAGAAGUUGCGGUGUCGAACAAUUACCGCGACCAAUGGUCCAGAUGCUCUACGACUUGCUAUCAGCCAGAUCCAGUUUGACAUUGUCUUUAUGGAAUUCAAGCUUCCACUAAUCAGCGGAGUCGACGUUGCCCGCAUGAUUCGAGACACAAAGAGCGCAAAUACCAGCACUCCCCUCGUCUGCAUCACCGGAUAUCUGAAAGAUCUUCCCGAGGUACAUCACUUCGAUACUCUUAUGCAGAAGCCGCCGACUACCCAGAAAUUGAUCGAGAUGCUAGCCAAAUACUGUUCGUGGAAACCAGCACCGAAAGACUUCCGACCCGCUGUUCCUUUGACCAUCCCACAUCUUAACACGCGAUUCGAGCCUAUUCCCACCCAAGAUAGUCCCAGUUCCGUGGCCUCGAGUUUAGCCCCUACUAUACCCGACUCAUCAUAUCGAGGAUCAGCUCGGGAGGACUCGAUUGGCAGCGGCGGAUUUUUUAGUGAUUUGGAAUCCUUCAAGAGUGAUGAUAUCCCUGUCAUCGUGUCUCGCGCUGCUACAGACGAGUGGGCAAAGGCAGGAUUAGGAAUCUCCGACGAUAUCGUCCUCGGACAGCGACCUUAUAUCCAGCCAGGUUACCCUCAUCUUGUUCACACCGAGUCUGCACCCUCGAGCGCUUGCGUCGAUGACACUAGUGGAUACGGCCUUCGAACCCCGCGGCGGCAAAAGUCGUCGGAAGCUGUCAGAUUGAAACGAGAGCUCCUUGAGAAGAACAUGAACCAUGCCAGCGGAGCAGCUGAAGAAGGCGAUGACGAAGACGAGGAACUUGGCGACGUACAAGUGCGAGCACGGUCACCCAUCGGCAAACCUGCGCGGCCAUCGUCUAAACUUGGGAUUGAAAUGAUGCGCACCAACAGCCGUGGAAGUGUCAUAUCCAUGGGCGAAGACAAACAAACAGAGGCAGACAGCCUGAGGAAGUCUCUGGAAGUCCUGGAAGAGCGCAUGGAGAAUCUCAAGAUCCCCGAGGAGCCCAGUACAGCUCUGUUGACCGAGAUGCAACCGCGGAAGAAGCUUGAGAGAACUGUCUCCCAGCAUUCCCAUCCUCAGCAAGAGACUGUCCGUUCUCCCAGUGGCCAAAUCACACCCCCAGUCAUAUUCCCCCCCAAACCAGGGACAGCCUUUGCGGAUAUUGAGAUGGAUAUUACUCCAGUGCCAACCAAGAUGAUCAACAUGGAAGAAGAGCCGACUCCGAAGCCCCACGGCAGUCCUUCGGGACCAGAAACUAUACAAUCUCGGCGCUAG